Molecule: messenger RNA, 3623 nt
Organism: Acanthopagrus latus (yellowfin seabream)
Lineage: Eukaryota; Metazoa; Chordata; Actinopteri; Spariformes; Sparidae
Gene: agpat5
Product: 1-acylglycerol-3-phosphate O-acyltransferase 5 (lysophosphatidic acid acyltransferase, epsilon)
Exons: 8
Coding region: 654-1751 (365 amino acids)
Cellular component (GO): mitochondrion; endomembrane system
Molecular function (GO): acyltransferase activity
Source: RefSeq, a predicted model, not a curated record
GUUACGGGGUGUCAUUACGUAGUAGGGAGGCGUGUGUGACAUUUGCUGCAAGGAGCUAGUUUACGAACAGCUAGCUGGAUAAAGAUGAAGAAUUACGACAGGAAAUAGAAAAUAUUUUGCCUUUUAACAACUGAGUUGACGUUUGCGUAACACUUUGUAAUCGCAGCCACGUUAGAUAGGACAUUUUACGUCAAAUGUAGCGUUUGGUAAAACUUCCUGUCUGGUUAAACACGUUAAAUAGUCCGCUAACGCUUUCUUUUAACUUACACUGUAAAUGUAAGGAGUUCGGUUUGAGGUUGUGCUCUGCUUUGCUCCUCUGAAAUGUUGAUACUAGUUAGGUAGCUGCUGUAAAUUUUUGAUUAUGUCUCGCAGCAUGGGUGGACGUUAAUGCUUAAGCCGACUUGGCUAACUGCGGUUUGCACACAAGGUUAAAAUUAGCUUUAGCAAGCUAGCUCCUCACUCCGCUCACUUGCUUGCUGCAGCUGCUUCCUCACUUUCUUAUGCUGACUUGUCAGGGCAGGUGUGGUGAAAGUAGGCCAGGUGUGCUGUGGGAUAGAUAGGGUGCACUGUCGUUAAUAACAGUGCGUAGUACUGAGACCUACGGUCUGAUUUCAGGGAUUUUUUGUUACUUUAGUUGAGCCUGAGGUAGGAUCAUGCUGCUCUCUUUGGUUGUGCACACAUACUCGCUGCGGUACUGGUUGCCAGCCACCGUCAUGCUGGGGACUGCCCCGGCUUAUCUGCUGUCAUGGGGGGCAUGGCGCCUACUUUCUACUGUCCUACCAGCGAGAGUGUAUCACAAGCUGGACGACCGGUUGUACUGCAUCUACCAGAGUAUGGUCCUCUUCUUCUUUGAAAACUACACAGGAGUUGAGGUUGUUAUAUAUGGAGAUAUACCAAAGAACAAAGAGAAUGUGAUCUAUCUGUCCAAUCACCAAUGUACAGCUGACUGGAUCAUCGCCGAUAUGCUCGCCAUCAGGCAGAGUGCUCUUGGUCACGUCAGAUACAUCCUUAAAGAUGGACUCAAGUGGCUGCCGCUAUACGGAUGGUAUUUCUCUCAGCAUGGAGGAGCCUACGUGAAGCGAAGUGCAAAGUUUAAUGAGAAAGCGAUGAAGAAGAAGCUCCUCACUCAAACUCAGUGUGGAGCACCAAUGUACCUUGUCAUUUUCCCAGAAGGAACUCGGUAUAAUCCAGAGCUCAAGAAUGUUAUCGCUGACAGUCAGGCUUUUGCUUCGAAAGAAGGACUGGCUAUUCUGAGGCACACGCUCACACCCAGAAUGAAGGCGUCUCACAUAGCUCUCGAGACGAUGAGGGGCCACCUGGAUGCUGUAUAUGACAUCACCGUGGCCUACGAGGGAAGACUGAAAACCGCUGGUGAAAGAAAACCGGCACCUUCGAUGCCAGAAUUCCUGUGCAAAGAAUGUCCCCGCGUCCACAUACACUUCGACCGUGUGGACAUAAAGGAAAUUCCUCCAGAGCCAGUGUUUUUCCGCAGGUGGCUGCAUGAGCGCUUCGAAAUCAAGGACCGGCUGCUGACGGAUUUCUACGAGUCGGAGGAUGCAGACAAAAUAUGCAAGUUCCCAGGGGAAGGCAAGCCGUCUCCUCUGAACCUCUCUAAAACCCUCCCAUCAGUGGUUAUCUUGGGGGGACUGACACUGCCGUUACUUCUGACGGAGAACGGCAGGAAACUGUACGUGAGAACCUGGGUGUACGGGACGCUGCUCGGCUGGCUGUGGGUGAAUGUUUUUCCUUAACGAACAGCGGGCGGAGGCUGCCACGGUGAGACGCACAAAAGACACGGAGAAAUGGUGCCAUUUACCUGUAACUGAUCAACACCAGGUGUGUUCCAGAUGCAGAGCAGCGUCUGAUCAGAGGCUCAGAGAUUUAUCCCACUUCUGGCUCACUGUUGACCUCAAGCUGAAAGCUGAACGGAGAUGCAGAGAAAAGUUAAGCUUUUUGUGCUACUUGUUCCCUCGUGUAAUUUGGAUUUGCAGCCUGAAAUGAAGAGAAAACAUGAGUGGAUUUGUUGAAAAGUAUUAGAUUUAUCAAAAAUACCCCUUGAUCAUUAUUAUUAAAUAAAAAUAGCUAUAUACUUCGCUUGAAAUAUUUGCCCCUUCAUCAGAUUUAGCAAAAAAAUUGUGUUCUUGCAUGCUCACUUUCCCAUCAAACAUUGGCCAGCAUUAAAGCUAUUCUAUCAGAUUUAUUUUGAAAAACUCAGAACAUAAUGAUCAUGGUCAGCUACUCCAUGUAACUGACACAGUAUAGUCAUGAUAGAUCUCUAAUUAUUAAAUGCACUGACUUGUUGACAUUGGUUGUAAUGUGUUAUUUAUGUCAAGUCUCAUGUCAGAAGGAUUAUUAUGCACUUUGCUCAUGUGAAGUGAUGUGUUUUUUUUUGUUUUGUUUUUUUUUUACAUCAGUAGAAUAAAAUUAAUAGCCUGCAUUCCUCGUGGAGCAUGACACCAGCUAUUUACCAUAAUUAUUCAUACUUACAUCACUUUUCUGAAAAUGAAUGUAGCCGUUGUUCAUUUAUGCAACUAUGAAAGAGUAAACAUCUUUUAAUUUACAACGCCAAGAUUCUGAUUUUGCUGAUAUUGAUAUCCUUGAAGAAAAACAGUCUAUACAUUUUCUUUGUCUCUGAUGUUGCCACAGCUCGUAUGGAGGAAUGCAUGUUAAAAAUGAUAAUGUUCUACCAGUGUAAAAUAUCACUUUAAUGUCAAAAUGUCAGUCAUUGCCAAAAUCUGGUGUGUUUGCCAUGAUUUUCUCUAUGUUUUAAGUUGAGCAAUACUUGUUUUAAUGCCAGCCCAGAUCACAAUGAAGCAACUUAUUUGUCUUUUUCAUCUUUCUUUGGCCUUUAUAGAUUCUGAUUAAAUUUUUUAUAAUGGUUCCAUAACUUUUAUAUGCAUAUUUACUUUGAAUACCAUGCUAUGGCUUACAUGAAAGUAUUUACCUAGCAAAAAGCUGAAAAAGCCAUGUUAACAGUAUAUCACAGGUUCCUGUGCACUCAAAGCCAUUUGUAUUAUAACUGUCACUGUAUUGUGAAAAGCACUGUAUGUCCAUUGUUGUUGUUUACUGUAAUGAAACCAUUGCAUUUUCCACAAGUCACUUUACAUGUUUGCUGUCUUGUCUUCCUCUAAAGUUAGUCUUUUUGAUAUGUUUUCCUCAUGUCGAUGGUACAGUAAAUCUCAUGGUUUUUACAUGUUUCUCCAAUACCUCACUUGAAUAAUCCUUCCUUGUUCUUAAAUGACCCUUGUCAGACAUUUUAUAGUCAUUUUUAUCCUGACAAGAUCAGACUGUAACUCAUCAGGAAAAUCUAUGUAGACCGUAUUUAAAAUGCCAACGGAUUUUUGGAAAUGUGUGCCUUCUCUUUGGAGGAGCUGGUCCUCAGCCCUCACAGAGGGCCACAGUGGCUCUUUUCCACCAGGUGACUGCAUGGAGGCACUCUGCAGGAGCUGCUGCUCACUGCAGCAUGUGGUCACAUUGUCUACAAUUCAUAGUGGCUUAUUUUGCUCUAAGAAUGCAUUGAUUUACACUUUUUGAGGACUAUUAUUAAACGAUGAAACCUUUAAUGUGUGUAAGUUCUGGAAAUGAGGGUCGCAGUGAAAAUAAAGUGGUUUUCUUUGGGGAGA